AACAACAGUUGGAUAUGAAAAAAAAAACCCUAAAAUGCCUCCACUGUAGUAUAAACUGAUAUUCAAUCAGCUUUGUAGUCUUAAGGAGAGCAGGGUCUCCCACACAACGUGUCUGGAGGCCAUUGCAAGGAAGAAAACUGCUGCUGACCAAGUUCCAACAGUGAUAAGACCAUGGAUUCCUGCACUGAGAAGCAUGAACCAAUGUAUCCCAAGGAUUUGAGCUUCACCCACAUUGAUGGUGAGUCCAAUUUCAGUGAUCCCACAUGCCCUGAUCCUACAGAAACUCUCUCUUAUAUAGAACUGAGCCAGCUGGAUUCCUCCACUGAGAAGCAUGAUUCAAUGAAUUCCAAGAAUUUGAGCUUCACACAGUUUGAUGGUAAGCCUACUUUCAGUGAUCCCACAUGCCCUGAUCCUACAGAAACUGCCUCUUAUAUAGAACAGAGCCAGCUGGAUUCCUCCACUGAGAAGCAUGCAUCAAUGAAUUUCAAGUAUUUAAGCUUCACCCAGAUUGAUGGUAAGCCUACUUUCAGUGAUCUCACAUGCCCUGAUCCUACAGAUACUGCUUCUUGUAUAGAAGAGAGCCAGCUGGAUUCUUCUGCCUCUUAUAUAGAACAGAGCCAGCUGGAUUCCUCCUCUGAGAAGCAUGCAUCAAUGAAUUCCAAGGAUUUAAGCUUCACCCAGAUUGAUGGUAAGCCUACUUUCAGUGAUCCCACAUGCCCUGAUCCUACAGAAACUGCCUCUUUUAUACAACAGAGCCAGCUGAAUCAUUCAGAAUGCCACCAGCUGUGUUUGCCCAGAAUGGGUAAAAUAGUUACUUCUGUUACCCUCUUUUUUGUCAGCAACACAUGCAAAGUGGACGAUGUUACAUUCCCCACGCCCAAGAGCAGUGAUGAGACGUCGGGGGAUCGAACCCCACUACCACCCAUUUUUUGCCAAAAGGAGAUUUCCCCCAUGCCCAAGAACAGAGAUGAAACGUCGGCGGAUCGAAUCCCACUGCCACCCAUUGUUUGGCAAAAGGAGGCUUCCCUGCGCUUGGUGGGAGUUUUUGGGUCUGUUUGUGCUGCUCUAUUCGCUGCUUAUUGGGGAUGGAGUUGUUUAUACGACUGUAAACAAAGAUGACAAUUAGUGUUUAGGAUUUGAUUCCCUGCAACUUGUUUAAUGUUUCUGGCGCAUUCUUGAGUGAUCAGACUGUUCUGUUUCAAGGGUUUGGUGGAGAUAGAUCACCGGAUUCAGUCUCAACCAGAACUGAAUUGUUGUGGGUUGUGUGUCAGUAUUGUGUAUUUUGUGAGAAUGUAUGAAGAGAUCUAAAUAUAUACUUUUGAUGUAAAUCCAACAAUCUGAUUUACUGUA
Messenger RNA from Cryptomeria japonica (Japanese cedar), 1350 nucleotides. RefSeq lists its product as uncharacterized. The coding region runs from base 172 to 1119 and encodes 315 amino acids. NCBI's taxonomy places the organism in Eukaryota, Viridiplantae, Streptophyta, Pinopsida, Cupressales, Cupressaceae. The record is from RefSeq and is a predicted model, not a curated record. The transcript has 2 exons.